AUGUCAGCACUGUUCAGAACCAUUGAGACUCCAAACGGUAAAACCCUGGAACAACCACUGGGUCUCUUCAUCGACAAUGAGUGGGUGAAAACAAACCGUACUUUUGAGACCAUUAAUCCGUCCACAGGUGAGGCGAUCUGUCAUGUUUACCGUGCUGGGGUCCAGGAGGUGAACGACGCUGUCGAAGCUGCAAAUAGAGCAUUUAGAAACGAAUCUUGGUCAGGUCUAACUGGUUCUCAACGUGGCGAUUUACUGUAUCGCAUGUACCAAGUUAUCAAAAGAGACGCCGAGAGCAUUGCAUCGAUUGAGUCCAUGGAUAAUGGUAAACCGUAUGCUGCAGAAUGCCUAGAUGGAGAUUUAGGUGAAGCUGCUGACGUUUUCAAAUAUUAUGCCGGUUGGGCCGACAAGAUCACCGGUGAACUCAUUGGCUCGAGUGUAUUAGGUAAGAAUAAGAUGUGUUAUGUCGAGCCUACACCACUGGGUGCCGUUGGCGGUAUAGUCCCUUGGAAUUUCCCGUUUACCAUGAUGGCAUGGAAAAUUGCCCCGGCACUGGCGACGGGUUGUACAGUGGUUAUGAAGUCAAGUGAAGUCACACCGUUGACGGCAUUAUGGUAUGGCAAGAUUGCACUUGAAGUGGGUCUACCUAAAGGUGUACUUAACAUCCUCUCCGGUUUUGGAUCGGAUGUUGGAUCGGCCAUGGCUUCACAUCCAAAGUUGGCUAAGAUAGCGUUCACUGGCUCAACUGCAACUGGUAAAAAAAUCAUGGAAGCAGCAGGUGGUUCCAACUUGAAAAAGGUUACACUAGAGUGUGGUGGUAAAUCUCCUUACAUUGUUUUUGAUGAUGCUGACUUAGAAUUGGCAGUAGAAUGGGCAUAUUGGGGUAUUUGGUAUAACAAAGGUGAGGUUUGUACUUCAACUUCGAGAUUUUUGAUUCAGGAAGACAUUUACGAUAAGUUUGUUGAGAGUUUUGUUGAGUUGACCAAGACGAGAGCAAUCACUGCUGAUCCGUUUGAUGAUAGAUGCACUAUCGGGCCUUUGGUUUCUAGCUCACAGUACGAAAAAGUCAAAAAGUACGUUGAAAUAGGUAAAAAUGAAGGAGCAAAGCUACUAACUGGCAAAUUCAUCGACGGGCCAGGCUAUUUCUGUGAGCCAUUUAUCUUCAGUGAAUGCACUGACGAUAUGACAAUCAUGAAAGAGGAAAUCUUUGGCCCUGUUGUGGGGAUUACUAAAUUCUCAACGGUUAAAGAGGCGAUCGAGAGAGCCAAUGCUACGACUUACGGUUUAGGAGCUGCGUUGUUUUCCUCUAACAUAACAAAGGCACAUUCUGUGGCUGCCAAGUUGGAGGCUGGAAUGGUGUGGAUCAAUUCUAAUGGUGAUUCUGAUAUCCACAUUCCAUUUGGUGGUUCCAAAAUGAGUGGUAUAGGUAGGGAGUUGGGGCCAUACGCACUAGACUUGUUUACUGAGAAAAAGGCAGUUCAUGUCAACUUAUCGCUUCCGGUCAAGUGA
Molecule: messenger RNA, 1506 nt
Organism: Pichia kudriavzevii
Lineage: Eukaryota; Fungi; Ascomycota; Pichiomycetes; Pichiales; Pichiaceae
Exons: 1
Coding region: 1-1506 (501 amino acids)
Molecular function (GO): aldehyde dehydrogenase (NAD+) activity
Source: RefSeq, a predicted model, not a curated record